GGGUUAAACCAGGUAGGAAGUCAGUUCAGGAGCAGCAACCAGCAGCACAGUGAGCAAACAUGUCCACCACCAACAUGAACAGGGGCAAGAUCGUCUUCUACGAGGACAGGAACUUCCAGGGUCGUUCCUAUGAGUGCAGCAGUGACUGCAGUGACAUGAGCUCCUACCUGAGCAGGUGUCACUCCUGCAGGGUCGAGAGUGGCUGUUGGAUGCUGUACAACCACAACAACUACAUGGGAAACCAGUACUUCAUGAGGAGGGGCGAGUACCCCGACUACAUGCAGCACUUUGGAAUGAGUGACUGCAUCAAGUCCUGCCGCAUGAUCGCCAUGCACAGAGGAAACUACAGGAUGAGGAUCUACGAGAGGGAGAACUUCGGAGGUCAGAUGCACGAGAUGAUGAACGACUGUGACAACAUCACGGAUCAUUACCGCAUGUCCAAAUGCCAGUCCUGCAACGUGAUGGAAGGCCACUGGCUGAUGUACGAGCAGCCCCACUUCAGAGGCAGGAUGAUGUACAUGAGGCCUGGAGAGUACAGCAACUUCAGCAUGGGCAUGGGAAUGGGAGCCAUGGGCGGCAUGAGUGGUAUGAGGUUCAUGAGCAUGAGGCGCAUCAUGGAUUCCUGGUACUAAAUCAUUCACAAACCUAUUAAAAUGUUCCCUUUUUAAGUGUGACAAAAAAAUGUGCCUGCUGAUUUGUUGUUCACACACCUGCAUCCCUUGUCAUAUACAGUCCCUUACAUAUGUAUUUGGACAGUGAAGCUAUGAAUGAACAUUUGGAGUAUUUUGGACUUGAGAUCAAAUGUUUCAUAUGAUGCGACAGUACAUAAUGCCAUAUUUUAUUUGAGGGUAUUUUCACCUAGCGCAGGAAGAUUCGCAGCGACAACAGAGUGAUCAAAUUGAGAUAUGACAUAUGUAUGUAUCUUGUCACUCAUUGUCGUGCAAAACAUGCACUAGGCCUUCUAUGCAAAUUGUUUCAGUGCUAAAACUCUCAAUGUUACAUCACAGUUGGGGGUCUUGUAGCUGGACUAGACUGUCAGCCUCAGGACACUGAUCCUGUCUGGGAGUUUAUUUGUUUUGACAAUGAUACUCCAUGGAAGUAACUUGGCAAUACAAAAGGAAACGAUAUAAUCCAGCCAAACAGCAUUUCUGAAAUUGCUGUCAAAAUGAAGUUUAGGACAUUGUUAUUACCCUCUGUUACUAAUAUGUUUGGCUCCAAUAAAGGGGUUGAGUCCA
Messenger RNA from Oncorhynchus nerka (sockeye salmon), 1235 nucleotides. Its product is annotated as gamma-crystallin M2-like. The record is from RefSeq and is a predicted model, not a curated record. Bases 60 to 632 code for a protein of 190 amino acids. NCBI's taxonomy places the organism in Eukaryota, Metazoa, Chordata, Actinopteri, Salmoniformes, Salmonidae. The transcript is spliced from 3 exons. Gene Ontology annotation, biological process: lens development in camera-type eye; visual perception. Gene Ontology annotation, molecular function: structural constituent of eye lens.